GUGAAUCAAAACAAUCAUCCUCAAUCAGGCCCUGCUGCCUUUUUAUUAUCGGAUUUAUUUGUUACUGGGCGCGCAUGCCAUUUUCAAUCUUUGAAAUUGAAAUAACGAAUUGCAUAACUGGGCCAAAGGGGACGAUCACGGCCACUCGGGACGACGAGCCUCGACAAAAAUAGAUGAUAACGGAAUAGCAUGAAAGGCGGAGAAGCGGCUACUAACCUACUAUGACUGGAAGUAUGGUAUCUAUCAGAAGCGUCGUCAUCUCAGGCGGGACUGGCUUCGUCGGCGCAGCCACUGCAAGAGCAUUGGCUGAGAGGCACUCGGAAUGUGCCAUUACUAUCAUUGACCUACAUCCUCCAGGGCCAAUACAUGCCGUGCCAGCAAGCGCUACCUUCGUUCAAGCUGACAUUACCAAUGCCGACGAAACUUCAGAAGUACUCCAGCGCACUCGGCCAGACAUUGUGAUCCAUACCGCAGGAAUCGUUCCAGAUCUUGCCGAGCGGUUUGCAAGGAGACUCCAGAACCAUGUAUGGCGAGUCAAUGUCGAAGGCACGAAAAAUAUGCUUGAAGCCGCAAAGAAAAGUGGAUCAAUGGCCUUCAUCUACACAAGUUCCUGCUGUGCAGUGACUGAUGACAUGGUGAUGCCUUACCCUAAUGUUGACGAGAGCUGGCCCACAUCUCGUACAUCUCUCAUAUAUGGAGAAUCUAAGGCAGCCGCUGAGGCUUUGGUCCUUCAAUAUUCGAGCGAUGCCAUGCCUACUUGCUCGCUCCGACCUUCUGUCCUUUGCGGACCUGGUGACUACCAAUUGGUCCCCGCAAUUCAUGCAUGUAUCGCAAAAUGGGAAACGCCGUUUGUCAUAGGGACCGGGUUGAACCUAUGGGAUGUCACCUAUGUCACCAACAUCGCAGAUGCCCAUGUCCUAGCUGCAGAAAACUUGAUAUCUUCGAAGACAGCCGCCGGAGAAGCUUUCUUUAUCCAAAACAAUGAGCCCAUCGCCUUUAGGGACUUUUGCCUCGCAAUAUGGGCCCAUUUUGGUCAUACUCCGCCAUUUGAGCUCCAUAUUCCUGAAUGGUUGGCAUAUUAUGCUGGGCUGAUCUCUGAGGUAUCGACCUGGGCCUUCGGGAACACGCCAACUCUCAGCCGCGGUAGUGUCAGAGAUGCAUGCGCUAUCCGAUAUGCUAAUGGAGAAAAAGCACGACAGAUUUUGGGCUAUGAAGCGCGCAUCGGUAUCGAAGACGGAAUACGCAUGAGCUGUGAUGUAAGCCAAUACUGAAGACGAUGUUGCGCUGCGUGAUAUUUCGAGAUUUUCCACUGAUGCUGAGGUUCAAGGACUAUGCCCGUCGUCUGGGGCUCGAGUUGUCACCACCGCUGAAACAAAAAUCAGAAUAGUUCC
This is a messenger RNA of Aspergillus versicolor CBS 583.65, 1391 nucleotides long. RefSeq lists its product as uncharacterized. Bases 222 to 1271 code for a protein of 349 amino acids. The transcript is spliced from 2 exons. Gene Ontology annotation, molecular function: 3-beta-hydroxy-Delta5-steroid dehydrogenase (NAD+) activity. NCBI's taxonomy places the organism in Eukaryota, Fungi, Ascomycota, Eurotiomycetes, Eurotiales, Aspergillaceae. The record is from RefSeq and is a predicted model, not a curated record. Gene Ontology annotation, biological process: steroid biosynthetic process.